Molecule: messenger RNA, 150 nt
Organism: Pelobates cultripes (western spadefoot toad)
Lineage: Eukaryota; Metazoa; Chordata; Amphibia; Anura; Pelobatidae
Source: the annotation of a GenBank genome assembly
CAGACCCCUACGCAUCCUCUCCUCCUGCCUCUGUGCUGCUGGCAAUGGGCCAAUCCACGUCUUGAUGCUACGCGGAUUGUGCCGAUUGCCAGCAAAUUAGAAUUCACACUGCAUGGUAACGUCACGGCGCAACAUCACCCUCUCCCUUCA